AUGAACGGACAUUGUUGCAAGCGGCCACAAUUCUCCUCUUCGUUCGAGUUUAUCCAGAAAGGAGACAGCGCCGAAUCCAUCACCACUGUGUCUAGUCAGAGCAUCUUUCUGUUAUCCGAAUGUCUACCUCGAAGUAUGGAGUUUAACGUUUUCACUAUGGUUCGGUUGGGUCGACCAGCAACUCUUACUUUGAUACUGUGCACUGUUGGAAUGGAGUUUCGUCUCAAUAAGACUCCUCUGUAA
This is a messenger RNA of Dicrocoelium dendriticum, 243 nucleotides long. The record is from the annotation of a GenBank genome assembly. Lineage: Eukaryota; Metazoa; Platyhelminthes; Trematoda; Plagiorchiida; Dicrocoeliidae.